CUCCAUACCACCGUGAGAAAAUCCAGGCCAACCUGGCGAGGCUACAUUUCCAGUCCGUGUCCCGGGCCAUGUCUUUCAUGCAAGCAACGUUCUCAGCAGAAUGGGGUUUUCGUCCUGUGUAAAUCUCUCUUCUCUCGUCUCUCUCCUUAUCUCUCUCUCUCUCUGUGCACGCACGGAAAAGCAAACGAUCUGCUGCAGACAAUGUCCAAACCUACCCGCAUGCAAACCCACACACACCCACACACAACCACCCAACUUCUCUUGCCGAUGCCCUUGCCUUUCCCCUCCCCCAUCCCCUCUAGCAAUCAACGCACACACGCAGCCAUUCAGGACUCCCAUGCAAUCAUCGAACCCUUCUCGAACUCCCCUCAAAAUCGCCUUGGCCCUAGCCUGUGCUGCGCCUUUCCAUUCGCCGCUCGUUACGACUCCGCAUGCCUGGAUCAUUGAAUCAUUACCACGUCUCCCCGCCCGUCUGCAUUACUCGAGAGGUCAGGUCGCAUUGGGACAUGCGGAACAGAAACAGAACCAUAUGAGGAACAGAACAAGUGGAGGAUGAUAGAGGAAGAGGCUCCCGGGAUAUUUUCUAGACCUAAUAUCACACACACACACACACACACACACACACACACACACACACACACACACACACACAC
Microdochium trichocladiopsis is the source of this 653-nucleotide messenger RNA. RefSeq lists its product as uncharacterized. The transcript has a single exon. Lineage: Eukaryota; Fungi; Ascomycota; Sordariomycetes; Xylariales; Microdochiaceae. Bases 101 to 556 code for a protein of 151 amino acids. The record is from RefSeq and is a predicted model, not a curated record.